AAAUACUUCAUAAUGAACUAAAACAAUCAUUAUCUAAAAAAUCUCAUGAUAAUUCUAAAAAGCAGCUUUUAUCUAAAAUUAAUGAUGAGAUUAAUAAUAAUGUUGAUAUCUUUUGGGAAGAGGAAAUGGUUAGUGAUGAGGAAUUUGAUAAUACAAUAGAAGAAAUCGAUAUAGAUACAGAUAAUG
Messenger RNA from Racocetra fulgida, 186 nucleotides. NCBI's taxonomy places the organism in Eukaryota, Fungi, Glomeromycota, Glomeromycetes, Diversisporales, Gigasporaceae. The record is from the annotation of a GenBank genome assembly.